AUGGCAAAAACCACGAAUCACACGUGGCAAACUCUGAUUGGUUUAAUCGAUGUGGCAGCUACCAUACCUAACGCCAAGAAGUUCAACGCCACGAAAGGAGAACGAUAUCGGAACCUUUUGAUCUACUUGCUAAAGAGAAUGGCUUUGAAUGGCGGAGCUCCACCACGAGGAAGUGCAGCUGCGGCGGCAGCCAACUUACGAAGAAGGAGGACCGGUGGCGCUACCGGAAGUUCAGCUCCAGGUGGAACUGCGGGAAACAUGCUGCAGUUUUACACAGAUGAUGCACCUGGAUUGAAGAUAUCUCCAAAUGUUGUUCUUGUGAUGAGCAUUGGGUUCAUUGCUUUUGUUGCUGUUCUUCAUGUCAUGGCAGCAAACUCAUGGUCAAUGCAAGAUUCUGCACUUGGGGAGGAUGUUGGUGGUGAUACUAUUGCCCGACGCUUACGUCGGAAAUGCAACAUUGAACCUUUUCUCGAUGAGUCACCUUUUGUUAUCGAGAUUGCUGAUGGUGAUGAGUUAUCAGGGGCAGAGGCGGUCCGUCAGGGGAAAACAAUCGAUGCGGGAGGUUGCCCCACCUCACCUUCGGCUUCGAAUGACAUCCCGUCGAAGGUGGGACAUUCCUUUUCGGGCGCUCCUGGGGUGGUCCUCGUAGUGGACCGCAUUGUCGAGAGCAGUGAGUUUGCGCUCGGAAUUCACCACAUGAAGGCCGCGUGGGUGGCUGCUGGUGUAGUGAAGGGAAAGCAGGCGGCGUUGGCAUUGUCCUCUGGUAGCGGCUCCGGCCCAUCCGAACCGGACGCCGGCGUUGGCAUUGUCCCCUGGACUUCAACGUUGAGCCGAGUGACCUAUUACCUUCCUUUUGUGGUCGCUUAA
Lactuca virosa is the source of this 867-nucleotide messenger RNA. Lineage: Eukaryota; Viridiplantae; Streptophyta; Magnoliopsida; Asterales; Asteraceae. The record is from the annotation of a GenBank genome assembly.